AUGCAAGGAACGUUGCCUACUGCUUCCCUCUCUCCUGGACACUUCCAAGGUACUUCUUCUGCUCGACAACAUCACACUUCACAGUCUCAUCUUCACAGUCAACCACGGGCCAUUACCUCGCCUUCAAUCAACAUGCCACCACCGACAAUCCCUUCCAAUCGCAAGAGGAAAUCAGGUCCACAACCUAUCGCUCCUGCACCUGCGACUCAUUCUGCACUUCUAUCAAGGCAUCUGAUGCAGCAGCAAUCAUCACCUUCAGCUAGUAUCUCCAGCUUAUCAGUUGACCAAGAUCAAGAAGACGACGAAUACGUGCCGAAGACCAUUUCUUCUACCAGCAGGAAAUCUGCCUCUGGAGUGAUUGGAGGGAAACGUAAACAACCUUCAACCUCUAAUGGCCAAUCUCAUAAUGGGAAACCUACUAAGCAAUCACGAGAGGCCUUAAGAAAAGCUAAUCACUCGUUGAUCGAGCGGAGAAGGAGGGAGAAAAUCAAUGCUGCGCUGGGCGAAUUGAGAAGGAUGGUACCGGGUUUAGGGGAAGAUGGAGGUAAAACUGGAGAAUUUAAGUUGGAGGUUCUGGAACGAACCGUAGCGCACAUGAUGAAUCUGAAACAGCAUAUUGUCCAUCUAGAAUCGAUCAUUACUCAGCAUGGCUUCAACAUCCCUUCGAUGAAUAAUACUUCCAAGCCGGACGAUGAGGAUGAAGACGAUCAAGCUGGAUCCCCAGAUGGAGGAGAAGAUUUCGGUGCGAAAGACACCUUCGUCGGAUCCUCAAGAAUACAGUGUACCAGAGACAAGCAAAAUGUCGGACAGUCAACGUCAAAUCAGCAGCAUCACCAAUAUAAUCAGCAGACUCAACAUCGAUCUAAUUCCCAUUCUCAGACAAUGCAAUUUACUAAUCCCCAUAUACAAGCACACGCACUUUCACCGUACCCCUCACCUCGACCGGAUAAUGAGAACCUCAAUAACGAAGAUCCCAACGAGACUGAACCUGAAGCCAACCUGCCUCCUCCGCUGACCAAGGCUAUCCGACAAGCUCAAUCCAUCUCUCGUCACGCUUCACCAUCCGUCGCAUCUUUACUAUCUCAGACAGCUAAUCAUUCACCUACUCCCCCACCACCUGUCUCUAGACCACCUCCACCACCUCAAAGUAAUAAUCCCAUAUUUUUACCUUUCCCCGCACCUUCUCCUACUUCACCAUUCCUAAGCGGUCACCCUUCUACCUCUACCUCUGCCUCUACAUCCAGUUCAAGCUCGGGAUUACAUGGCAGUGGCUCUGGUUCCUAUCUAUCUGAUCCUUCGCCGUUCCUAGCUCCCAUUAGCGGCAUGUCAUUAUUCGGCGGUGUGUUUAACCUAGAUCUCCCUUCACCAGCCGAUAGUCUAUCGCAGCGAACUAUGAGAUACUCUCCACCUACGUUGACCCUUCCCCCCACAAAUACCCGGGAGAAGCUCAAAGAUAUGCCUCCUGAGGAAGCCGCUAAUCUGCUAUUGGCAUUCUCGUCGCCUGAUACGCUAAGACCCCAGGUUCAUGGUGUUCCCGUUGGAGAAGAGAAAAGAGAAAGAAGAAUGACUUUGGAUAAUGAUGAUUUCAAGUUGGAUUCUUCGAAUUCACCUCCUCAAGCUUCCAUCAGGAUCCCCAACCCUCAACCAGCAACAGGUGUUCACAAAGUGAAGAGUGACUAUAAGGAUGCGGAUGAUUAUACCCAGAGCGGGUUGAAGGGGAAAAGCGCGAUGGAUAUACUGAAAAUGACCAUGUCGGAGACGGAUAGUCGGACGUGA
Kwoniella mangroviensis CBS 8507 is the source of this 1776-nucleotide messenger RNA. RefSeq lists its product as uncharacterized. Gene Ontology annotation, molecular function: protein dimerization activity. The transcript is spliced from 2 exons. The record is from RefSeq and is a predicted model, not a curated record. NCBI's taxonomy places the organism in Eukaryota, Fungi, Basidiomycota, Tremellomycetes, Tremellales, Cryptococcaceae. The coding region runs from base 1 to 1776 and encodes 591 amino acids.